Messenger RNA from Cetraspora pellucida, 1617 nucleotides. Lineage: Eukaryota; Fungi; Glomeromycota; Glomeromycetes; Diversisporales; Gigasporaceae. The record is from the annotation of a GenBank genome assembly.
AUCUCAUUAGAAUGUAGUGAACAAAAUCGAAAAUUUCGAGAUCGUGAAUUCGAUUUGUUUGUGAACAUGGACGAUUGUCUUUAUAAUAAGAAAACAACAACUUUCAAUGCUACCAAUAUACAACGUAUCAAUAAAAUUUGCAAAAAACCACAAUUCUUCAUUGAUGGUGUUGAACCAAAUGAUAUCAAACAAGGAGGUGUUGGUGAUUGUUGGUUCAUAGCUUCAUUGGCUGUCAUUACGAAUAUUCCAAAAUUAUUGGAAACUAUUUGUGUUGCUAGAGAUGAAGAUGUUGGUGUUUAUGGUUUUAUUUUUUUUAAGGAUGGCGAUUGGGUUUCAACUGUUAUUGAUGAUCAGCUCUUUACAUCCGGUAAAGAUGACAAAGGAAUUUUUCAAUUAACUUUUGCCCAUUGUUCGAAUGAAAAUGAAACUUGGUUACCAUUAAUUGAAAAAGCUUAUGCAAAAGUUCAUGGUGAUUACGAAAGUAUUUCUGGAGGUUGGACUGGUGAAGGGAUAGAAGAUAUAACUGGUGGUGUCUACACACUGCAAUUCACCAAUGAUAUCUUGAAUAAAGAUAAAUUUUGGAAUGAUGUAUUAAAAAAUGUUAAUACUAAUUUAUUACUAGGUUGUGUCAGAUUUGAAUUUAGUGAUAAAGAUAUUAAAGAUUUAAAAGGAACUAUUAGCAAUCAUGCUUAUAGUAUUUUACGUACUGCUGAGACUGACGAUGGUAUUAAACUUUUACAAAUAAGAAAUCCAUGGGGAACAACUGAAUGGACUGGUGCAUGGAGUGAUGGAAGUAAAGAAUGGACUCCUGAACGUAUGAUUAAAUUAAAUCACAGAUUCGGUGAUGAUGGUACUUUCUGGAUGUGUUAUGAUGAUUUCCUUGAUUAUUGGGAUAUGAUUGAUAAAUGUAGAUUAUUUGAUUCAAGUUGGACUGUUUAUAUGACUUGGAUUAAUUAUAAUGUUGUACCAAGGUCUAAAGGAAAGUUUAAAAUAUGUUUACCUGAAGAAUGUCAUCUGGUUAUAGUUCUUCAACAACCAGAUGAUAGAUAUUUUUGUGAUGAGCCUAAAUAUGAUUUCCGUAUAUUCAAAGACGGUGAAACUUCUUACUUGGCUCGCAGUCGUUCGACAUUUGCAUUUGCUUGUCGUAGCAUAAACCAUGAAGUUAAACUUCCUGCUGGUGACUAUGUAAUUGUUCCACAUGUAGACCGUGAAACUAUUGAGAAAUCUGAAGAAAAUCAAGAGACAAAACAAGAAAAAGAUUCUGAGAUUGAGGUUAAAAAACGUAAAGAAAAACGUAUUAAGAAUCUUUCACAUGAAUGGGAAUUGCAAUUGGGAUUAAGAGUUUAUAGUAAAUGCACAGGAAUCAAAUUGGAAGGACUUCCUGGUGAAUUUCCCAAAAUGAAAGACAAAAAGGAAGAUGAAAAAGCUGAAGAGAAAGAUCCAGAGGUUGAUACUAAAGUUAUUAAUCCGAAAGAUGAGGAAAAGGAUGGCGAGAAAAAAGAUGAUAAAAAGGGUGAUGAGAAAAAGGAUGAUGAUAAAAAGGAUGAUAAAAAGGAUGAGAAAAAGGAUGAUGAUAAAAAGGAUGAGAAGAAGGAUGAUGAGAAAAAGGAUAAAUGA